Messenger RNA from Suillus plorans, 1959 nucleotides. RefSeq lists its product as uncharacterized. NCBI's taxonomy places the organism in Eukaryota, Fungi, Basidiomycota, Agaricomycetes, Boletales, Suillaceae. The transcript is spliced from 11 exons. The coding region runs from base 1 to 1959 and encodes 652 amino acids. The record is from RefSeq and is a predicted model, not a curated record.
AUGUUAGAUUUUGAAACAGGUUACGCCACUCAAUCCAGUGGCAACACUGAUGACUGGCCAGGUAUUAUUGAGUCCAAGGAUGACAUUACCAUCUCAAACUCAAUUGUAGAUUAUGACAUGUUACAUGUUUUCGCUGGCAAUGAAAAAGUUCCAGUUGAGAUCGAAAAACCAUUCAGCUAUGACACACCAUCCUUGCCAUCGGCCCAACAAGCCUCAUUCGAUUGCAACUAUGACAAUGACGAUGGCAUAUCCAUGUCACAAGCCCUCCCUGUGACUGUCAACACAUCUGAAAAACCGGUUGCUGAUACAUUCAGGCCCCCAAUGUUGUCGGUGCCCUUUGUCCAUUACAGUGAUGAGAAUGGGUACCUGCAACAUGAUUUUUUACCCAGACAAUCACCACAAACUUCAUGUUCUGAAGAGGAUGAUGUACCUACCGAAAAAUAUCUUGCAGAAAUGAAUGAAGCAGACAAGGUAUUUCUGGGAUAUGGCCAUAUGUUACCAGAAUCAACAUAUAAGAAAUUACUUGGUCUGUGCGAGCCACGGCCGGCUGCUGCCGAAAUAUACCCAGGCUGUGAUGAUGAUGCAGUACAAUCACAAGCCUCAUCUGAAAAUAGCACAUCUGUGCUCGCGGACUUCGGGCCGACAGCGACAAACGAACCUAAUUCAAAGACAAACCAUCUUUACGGUCGCAUCUCUGUUGAUACACCAUCGCCUUGUGCUGUCGACCUCAUGUGCACAGAAGAAUCGGCUGACGAUGUGUUCAUGGCUGAUCUGUACCUUGGGUAUGAGGAAGAUGACAUCACAACCACACCUCAAAACCCUCAAGGCUACCGGGCAGAUGUCGAGCAAUCCCCUCAGAUCCUAUUACCGGCCAAUCUUGACUUUGGUUAUGAGGGCGAUUUCUUGCCAAUCGCACCGUUAGAUCGUCCAGUACAUCCAACAGCAAUGGAGUCAUCACCUGACGUUGAAUUGCCGGCUAAUCUAGACUUUGGGUAUGAGGACAAGAUUUUCUCUAUGAAGUCAUCAGAUCAUGCUCUUCAUUCAACUGUUACGGAACCAUCACCUGACAUGGUGUCGCCGGCCGACCUUUGCUUGAGGCAUGAAGGUGAGGCCAUCCAAACCACGCCUUCAGAUGAGGCUCUCCCCACUACAUCCUCAAAUCGUUUAGUGCGGCUAAAUGACAUCACGGCAUCUAUGGAUCCAUCGCUGCCAGCCGAUUUGUGCUUGGGGUACGAGGACGAGGCUCUCCUGACCAUAGCCUCAAAUAGCACAAUCGGGCCAACACUUGUAAAUCUGUCGGCCGGCAUCACAUUACCAGUUGAUCUGUGCUUGGGGUAUGAGGAUGAGUCCAUUGUGAAUGAGCUGUCGACACGAGCUGUACUUGCCAGUCAAGUUGAGAACUUAGGUGGCCGUGCAGCCCCACAAGCGUCCCGGAAAUCCCCCAGGACGGCGGACGGCCUUCAAAACCACGAUCCUUUGUACGCUGAUGCUGCGGAGGCCGUCGCCCGUGUCAUACAUCACUUGGAGGUCAAUGAUGACCAUGAAAAGAAGCAUCUCUGUUUGUUUGAAGGUCGUCGGCUUGUAGAAUAUUACCCUUAUUCCUGGUGGAAUGACUGCUGGGACAUGCGUUUCCAGACUGCAGAAGUUCAGUUAACCUUUACAGAAGUGAUGGACAUCGUGAACGAACAUUUUCAGCAACGGCCGGAGGGUGCAUUACUGGCUGCUUUACCCACCACCAUGAAUCCUCAGGGAGGUCCAUUGAGUAGGCAACUUCUCGCAGUCAGGGCAGCAGCAGCACGUGCUACUGAUGAAGUUCGCCGAAUGAUUGAAGAUAAACAGAUUGAGGCUGUCAUCAGUGCUGAGUGUCUCGGCCACCCGGAGGAGAUUAACAUUGGCCAUGCUAUGGAAGCUUCCCACCGUGUGGUACAUUGUGCAAGACAGAUGGUGACGACUCCGUAG